AUGCCUGGACGUGGGAAGGGUGGAAAAGGCCUGGGAAAAGGAGGUGCCAAGCGCCACAGAAAGGUGCUACGGGACAACAUCCAGGGUAUUACUAAGCCCGCGAUCCGUCGUCUGGCUCGGCGUGGUGGUGUCAAACGCAUCUCCGGCCUCAUCUACGAGGAGACCCGCGGGGUGCUGAAGGUGUUCUUGGAGAACGUGAUCCGGGACGCGGUCACCUACACCGAGCACGCCAAGCGCAAGACGGUCACGGCCAUGGACGUGGUCUACGCUCUCAAGCGCCAAGGACGCACCCUCUACGGCUUCGGUGGCUAAGUCUGAUCUCGCAGACCCUGUGUUUGUAGAAAUAGUCAAGGCCCUUUUUAGGGCCACCUAUCCAUUCACUUGAGAGAACUUGUGGCACUAGGUUGAUGUUUUCAACCUUUUUCUUUCUUUUUUUUUUUUUUUUUUUUUUUUUUUAUGGAACUGGAGUUAACAUCGGGUUUUCUGGGCAAUCUGAGUGUUCAACUUUAUUCCAGUGUUACAGGCUUCCUGCUCCUCAGUGGUUUUUCUAACAAGUUUCUAGUUUCUGACUGCAUUAUCGGUAGGAUCUACUUUCGGUUCCUAGGAUUCCUUUGCUUCGUAAAAUUGAAGCAACCUGAUGAACUUUCCUCUUAAAACUCGGUACAGAUUUAAAUCCAGGAGUUACUGUUCAUCUAUAAACGAAACUUGAAUGUGUAUGGGAAACGUAGGUAGUGCUUUGUUAGCCUGCUCAAGUCUCAAAAAUUUCUCAAAUAUUCUGCUAGGGAAACUCAAAGGAAAAGGUACAAUGAAAACAAACUGAACAGUAGAUAGGGGAAAUACAUGUAAGCCUUGGUGGCACGUGGAACAGGUAUUCUCUCCGGUAAAGCACUUGUAUUUUAAUUAUCUAAAUCAAUUGUCCAAUAUUUUCUCAUCCACAAAAAAAAAAAAAAAUAACUGGGAUUUUUCUGUUGUCACAUCCAUUCCUGAUAGUUUCUAAUAAAGCAACAACUGCAAUUCA
Molecule: messenger RNA, 1018 nt
Organism: Camelus dromedarius (Arabian camel)
Lineage: Eukaryota; Metazoa; Chordata; Mammalia; Artiodactyla; Camelidae
Product: histone H4
Exons: 1
Coding region: 1-312 (103 amino acids)
Biological process (GO): nucleosome assembly
Cellular component (GO): nucleosome
Molecular function (GO): DNA binding; structural constituent of chromatin; protein heterodimerization activity
Source: RefSeq, a predicted model, not a curated record